Molecule: messenger RNA, 7213 nt
Organism: Xenopus laevis (African clawed frog)
Lineage: Eukaryota; Metazoa; Chordata; Amphibia; Anura; Pipidae
Gene: sbno1.L
Product: strawberry notch homolog 1 L homeolog
Exons: 34
Coding region: 1900-6138 (1412 amino acids)
Source: RefSeq, a predicted model, not a curated record
UUAUUUUGCUGUGCACCCACCACAACUGUACCACAGUGUAUUGCUUCAAUAAAGCCGCAGUUUGAAAGUAUCACUCUGGCCUCCCGUGGAUAAGUCUGUCAGCGAUGCGAGCGGGUAACAUUUCUGCGCAUACUAAGUAUCGGACGAAGCUACUGACAUCCCAUUCCUAUAUUACAGUACAGUGAGCUGAGUGCCUCCAGCUCCCAUGCACAGCCUGAGAAUUCAGGGAGCAAGAAGUGGAAGGGAGGGAUUAUUAGGGUUUUUGCAGAAAUAUUCAAUAAAUCAGCCUGAAACACUACUUUGUUAAGCACAAUUCUUCAAUAUCUAAAUGAGUAUAAUGCUCUGGUACAUUCUUAUUUUUUACACUAUAUGUCUCCUUUAAAAAUUGUUAGCAAUGUUAUUUUUAGGAACAGGAAGUGCUUCCAAUGAGCAAAGCUAGUACUGCCACAUAUUUGUUGAAGAUAACUCGGUACGCCUCCAAUGCCCUAAAGCAGUCAUACCAAGACAUAUACACCUUUAUUAAUAAAGUUUUGUCAGAAAUCAUUUAACUGCUACAAAUGACCGAACUGUAUCAGCAGCUGACUGACAUUUCAAUUACAAUCUAACUUCCGGUACUCUCCUUCUGCCCCGACCUUCUCAAGAUGGUAGCUUCCAACGGAUGUACCCUUUUCCCCUAAACGCCCAUCAACAUCACAUCCGAUAAGGAGGUGCAUCUGUGGGUCACGUGAUUGUCAACCGCCUCCCGCUCAUCGUAACCGAAAAACAAUAAUAAUGAAAUGUAGAAAAACAACAACAGACAGACGGACGGAUAUGGUUUGUGUGUUGGUAGAAAGGAUAAGUCGAAGGAUACAAAGGCGAACGAACGGUGAACUUGCUGGACAGAGUUCUUGGGGGUAAACAGGCCAAGGCCUUUACGCGUCACGUGGUAUUGCACUGUGGUGUUUCCCCGGUAAAGAUGGCGGCGGUGAUGUAGAAAGCGUCAGGUUUUGAGGAAACAGCAGUACUUUCUCAGCGGCAGAGAGGUUGACACGAAGAGGAAUACAGAAUUACAUUGUAAGUGUGAAUGUACUUGGGGUAAUAACAAAGGACAGGGGGGCCGAUAGGCAUCACGAAAGAGGAAGGAACGAGUGUACUAUUUACUGCCGGACUGCUGGAAGGUAUCGGUAAGGCCCCACCGAGCCUCCCAACGGUGGCUGCAAUUUCUAGUGGCGCAAGUUACGGUUCCCCAGAGAAUCGGAGCCCCACGGUCCAGGUUUCGUUUUCCAAAAUGUUCGCUAGAGAGUCCUUGUCCCAGAUCCACGUGUAUCACAAGUCACUGCCUAGCAAUGGGCACACGCAGGGCCUGGAACUUUCAUUUGCUUGAGUCAGCUCCUAGCACCAGCUUUUCUACCACUUCCUGGAUGGGACUGGAGCUACGUCUCCGCAUCGUCCAGCGCUUGACCGCACGUCGGGUUACUGUAGAUCUGUGCCGGCCGUAUGUUAUAUAUGGCUGUAGAGUUAGAAGCAUGACCCGAGGCCACAGCUAUCGCAUCACUGCCCUUGGAUACACGCGGUGUCACUUGUGCUGUGUUAUAAACACAACGUUUCCCGACCUGCCUUGCUCUUGCAAAUGUGACUCUGUGUGCUGGGACCUGUAGUUCCGCACUUCCCAAAGACUCUGGCUUUAAAAGGCUCUGCUUUGUAGAGGGUGUUUUGACUAUUUUAUUGUCUAAUGAUCUUUCUGCAUUAUAACGUGAUUGGAAUUAUUGCUGGUUCUGUAAAUCCUUUGACAUUACAUUAGUCAUCUUGGCCCAACCCGGAAGUUUAUGUUCUUAUAGCACGUGGUAAGGAGGAAGGUUGAGGAGAAUCGUGGUCAUCCCAGUUCUGCUGAUACUUUUUGCUACACUAAGUUGUUUCAAGAUGAUGGAUCCGGGUCAAGAUUUAUUACUUGCUGCUCUGAGUGAAAGUGGAAUAAGUCCCAAUGACCUUUUUGAUGGAGAUUCCUUCGAUAUUGGCCUUAUUGCCCCAACACCAGUGCCAGCCAUUCAGCAGUCCGUGUCAAUUAGCGGAUCUGGAGGCAGCAAGGAAAAUGAGGCAUCUGUUUCUGCUAAGCAAGAGCCAGUGACUGCAUCUGCCUCAGCUUUAUUGAAUGUCAGGCAUCCAUCAACAACAACCUUUGUACUUAAUCAAAUUAACCAAUUACCCACACUGGGUAACACAAUUGUAAUGACAAAGAACACACCUGUAACCACAACUCGGCAGACAAUCACCGUAACCAAAUUCUUGCAAACCAAUUCUACAACAAGACCAUCCACAACUGCACCUGUUGUACAGACUACAGUGACUGCUGUGCCAUCUAGAGAUCAAAUACAACUGAAAGAUCUAUUGAAAACUAGCAGUUUGAAUAAGCUAAUGAAAUUAAAGCCACCUUCAAACAUAGCACAGCCUGUUGCAACGGCUGCUAAGUUUCUAAUAUUAUCUCCAAAGGUAGUAUGCCCAACUAAGUCAGCUGACCUACCCAAUGGAGCAAAGAAAGAUAUUUCUAGUAAAGAGGUAACAAGGAUAUGGAUUAAUGAGGAUCUCAAACUGAGAAGUUUCUCUCCUACUAAUAAAGUCCCAGUUAAAGAAGAUGAAGAACCUGAAGAGGAAGAUGAAGAGGAAAUGGGACAUGCAGAGACCUAUGCUGAGUACAUGCCAAUAAAAUUGAAAGUUGGGCUUCGUCAUCCUGACCCUGUUGUAGAAACCAGCUCUCUGUCUAGUGUGAAACCUCCAGAUGUUUGGUUUCAGACCACUAUACCAGAGGAAACCAUUGAUAAUGGUUGGUUGUCUGCUCUUCAGUUAGAAGCCGUGACCUAUGCUGCUCAGCAACAUGAAACUUUCUUGCCUAAUGGGGAGAGAGCUGGCUUUUUGAUUGGUGAUGGUGCAGGAGUUGGCAAAGGAAGAACUAUAGCUGGAAUCAUAUUUGAAAAUUAUUUACUCAGUAGGAAAAGGUCCUUAUGGUUUAGUGUCUCAAAUGAUUUAAAGUAUGAUGCUGAACGAGAUCUAAGAGACAUUGGUGCAAAAAAUAUUUCGGUUCAUUCUCUUAACAAGUUCAAGUAUGGUAAAAUAUCCUCUAAGCAUAAUGGCAGUGUGAAGAAAGGAGUUAUAUUUGCUACCUAUUCCUCCCUCAUUGGUGAAAGCCAGUCUGGUGGUAAAUACAAAACUCGCUUAAAGCAGCUUCUUCAUUGGUGUGGAGAAGAUUUUGAUGGUGUUAUCGUGUUUGAUGAGUGUCAUAAGGCUAAGAAUUUGUGCCCUGUUGGUUCUUCAAAACCUACAAAGACUGGUUUAGCAGUGUUAGAACUUCAAAAUAAGCUGCCAAAAGCCAGGGUCAUAUAUGCGAGUGCCACAGGUGCCUCUGAACCAAGAAAUAUGGCUUAUAUGAGUCGUCUUGGGAUUUGGGGUGAGGGCACCCCUUUCAGAGAAUUCAAUGAUUUUAUCCAAGCUGUUGAAAGAAGAGGUGUGGGUGCAAUGGAGAUAGUUGCUAUGGAUAUGAAACUAAGGGGAAUGUAUAUUGCAAGACAGCUGAGCUUCACUGGAGUCACCUUUAAGAUUGAAGAAGUUCCUCUCAGCCACGAUUAUGUAAAAAUGUACAAUAAAUCUGUCAAACUGUGGGUGUUAGCCAGAGAGAGGUUCCAGCAGGCAGCUGAUCUCAUAGAUGCAGAGCAGCGAAUGAAGAAAUCCAUGUGGGGGCAGUUUUGGUCUGCCCAUCAGAGAUUUUUUAAAUAUCUCUGUAUAGCAUCCAAAGUCCGAAGAGUUGUUCAGCUUGCAAGGGAAGAAAUAAAAAAUGGCAAGUGCGUUGUCAUUGGCUUGCAAUCUACUGGAGAGGCUAGAACACUGGAAGCUUUGGAGGAAGGAGGUGGAGAACUGAAUGAUUUUGUCUCUACAGCAAGAGGAGUUCUGCAAUCCCUGAUUGAGAAACAUUUUCCUGCUCCUGAUCGAAAGAAACUUUUUAGUUUACUAGGAAUAGACCUAUCUGCACAAAGCAAUAAUAAUUCUCCUAGGGACAGCCCAAGCAAAGACGGCAAAGUAAAAAAGAGAAAAGGUGAAGAAUUAUUAAAGGAAGCCAAGAAACCUCGUAAAUCAGGUGGCCUUGCAGGCAGUAGCUCAGAUGAAAUGGACAGUGAAUCAGACACAUCUGAGAAGGAUGCAGAAAGUGAAAGUGAAAGCUUUAAAUCUGUCAGCUCUGGAGAUGAUGAUGAUUUUAAUCCAUUUAGAGAUGAAUCAAGUGAGGAUGAAGAAGAUGAUCCAUGGCUAAUUAGAAAGGACCAUAAGAAAAACAAACACAAAAAGAAGAAAAAGAAAAGCAUUGAUCCAGAUUCUAUUCAAAGUGCCUUAUUAGCCUCUGGCCUUGGAUCUAAACGUCCAAGCUUCUCUUCUGUUGUUAAAGCUGCAGCUACCAGUACUACUACCACUACAAGCGUUCCAGCUCCUAUAAAUAAUACUAAUGUAAGUAAUAGCUGUGUGACCAGUCAGGAUGCUGUGGAGAGGGCACAGAAAAUGAAGAAGGAGCUGCUGGAAAAGCUAGAAAACGUGUCUGAAGCUCUCCCUCCAAACACACUAGAUGAGCUCAUUGAUGAACUGGGAGGUCCAGAUAAUGUAGCAGAGAUGACUGGACGGAAGGGCAGAGUUGUAAGCAAUGAUGAUGGAAGCAUCUCUUAUGAGUCACGGUCAGAACUUGAUGUGCCAGUAGAAAUAUUAAAUAUUACUGAAAAGCAAAGAUUUAUGGAUGGUGAAAAGAACAUAGCAAUCAUCUCUGAAGCAGCAAGUUCAGGAAUUUCAUUGCAAGCUGACCGUCGAGCAAAAAAUCAAAGGCGAAGGGUUCAUAUGACCUUGGAAUUACCUUGGAGUGCAGACAGAGCCAUUCAGCAGUUUGGAAGAACUCACAGAUCCAAUCAGGUUACAGCCCCUGAAUAUGUCUUCCUAAUUUCUGAACUAGCUGGAGAACAAAGAUUUGCUUCCAUUGUUGCAAAAAGAUUAGAAAGCUUGGGGGCAUUAACACAUGGAGACAGGAGGGCAACAGAAUCAAGAGAUUUGAGUAGAUUUAACUUUGAUAACAAGUAUGGUAGAAAUGCAUUGGAGAUUGUUAUGAAAUCCAUUGUAAGCUUGGAUUCCCCACUGGUGUCUCCCCCACCUGAUUAUCCAGGUGACUUCUUUAAAGAUGUGCGGCAAGGAUUGAUCGGUGUUGGCCUUAUUAAUGUUGAAGACAGAUCAGGAAUUCUGACUCUCGAUAAAGAUUACAACAAUAUAGGAAAGUUCCUUAACCGUAUCUUGGGCAUGGAAGUACAUCAACAAAACGCUCUCUUCCAGUAUUUCUCUGAUACACUCAAUGCUGUUAUACAGAAUGCCAAAAAGAAUGGAAGAUAUGACAUGGGUAUUUUAGACCUUGGAUCUGGAGAUGAAAAAGUGAGGAAGUCUAACACUAAAAAGUUUUUGACCCCUGGCUAUUCUACUUCUGGCCAUGUGGAGUUGUAUACAAUAAGUGUUGAAAGAGGAAUGUCUUGGGAAGACGCAACUAAAAUCUGGGCUGAACAGACUGGACCAGAUGAUGGAUUUUAUUUAUCUCUUCAGAUAAGGAACAACAAGAAAACUGGCAUAUUGGUGAAGGAAAUUAAUCCAAAAAAGAAACUCUUCCUGGUGUACAGACCAAAUACAGGGAAACAGCUGAAAUUAGAGACUUUAUCAGAUUUAAAAAAGAAGUACAAAAAGGUAAGCUCUGAAGAUGCCCAGUCUCAUUGGAAAGAGCAGUACGUAUCAUCUGCAGAUAUCUGUACUCAUGCUUAUUGGCGGGGUAACUGCAAAAAAGCAAGCUUGGGCCUGGUCUGUGAAAUAGGACUGCGCUGCCGGACGUACUAUGUAUUGUGUGGCUCUGUUCUAAGUGUGUGGACUAAAGUGGAAGGAGUUCUAGCUUCUGUCAGUGGUACAAAUGUAAAAAUGCAAAUUGUCCGCUUAAGAACUGAAGAUGGGCAGAGAAUUGUUGGUUUGAUCAUUCCUGCAAAUUGUGUCUCCUCACUGGUGACUCUACUGUCCACUUCUGACCAGUCUCAGCAAAUUGCAGUUCAACAACAACAGAUGUGGCAACAACUUCACCCUCAGAGUAUCAGCCACUUCAGCGCCCUGUAACAUAAGAACACAAAAGUGGUGACCUGGGUGUAGCAAAGCUAUACAAAUCAGGGACAGAUUCCAAAGAGUUCGUGUACUUGAGCAUAUAUAUAUAUAUAUAUAUAUAUAUAUCUUCGACGGAGCAGAACUGCAAACUGUACCAUGCAGCUUUCUUUUGUUCAUGAAUUAAUACAGUGCUCAGGGUUUAACUUGGUAAUCAAUGAGAAUUCGUAGGAAGCGUUCCCUAAAUGCAUGUACAUGGAAGGUAUGAUGCAUACAAUAUAUGUAUAUAUCGGUUGUCUUUCCCUCUCUUGUAAUGUUAAGAUGCAUGCUUUCAUUAAUGCACUGUAUUUAAAAAGGGUAUAUUUGUGUUUCUUCCUCCGUUUGGUUAAUGCAGCGCAUGUCUCUGAAAGCAUGUAUAGAAAGCCUACUGAAAGUCCUGUUGUAAGGAAAGAAACUUUAUUUUCCCCAUUUUUUUUUUUUUUUGUUGAAUUCCAUUUUUUUUACCCACUUUCCAAACAUUUGGUCUUAACUUUUGUUUUUUGAGAACUUCUUCCCAAAUUCUGUAACCAUGGAAUAUUUCUAUUGUGCUGCAGAAAGGGCUUGUGCCUUUUAUCCAAACUGACAAAACCUUAUUCCCUGUUUAUUCUGCAAUGGGAACAAUCAAAUUCCACCUCCACUUUUAGUUUUAUUUUUUUCCUACGUAGCUUAAUGUAAUUUAAUAAAAGGCGUUUUCACUGAAGUCUUGAGAUGUACCUGUUUGAAUAACUCAAGGCUCCCUGCUGAUGUGUUUUGGCCUUCUCUGUAACUUGAAUACCAUUUAAUAUGUUGUAAGACAUUGUAGAGUUUAUCUUGAGCUGUUAAAAAUUGUAAUGUACAAAUGUGAAUAGUUAUCUAUAAUAUAAGGUUUUUUUUGCCUCCAAUAGUUCAUGUUUAUAAGGACGUGAAAAGGACAAUGUCUCUGUUUUGUUUUCUCUUUUUGCUUGCACAGGUUGCACUAUUGAACGUUUUGAGACUGUAAAAACCUGUUUAAAUCUCCUGCAAGGUACUGGCAUCUUGUAUGGAACAAAUAAACGUUAUUGUACUAACCAACAAA